GGAGCGUAAUUGUGUAACACUGAACACUUGGCGUGGCUUGGAAAUAAGGCCCAAGCAAGAAGAAGCGGCAAAGAUGGCACCCAACUCAAUUGCGGUUGCCACACAGCAGUCGGUCAGGUCGGAUUUUACGCGCCUGACAGCGCGAACCACCCACCCAACCCCUUCCAACGCGGCAUGAGAACGCGGUUCCUUCCACCGAACCGAAGCGCCACCGAAACUCUGACAUACGGGAUGUGUUGGGAUGUGACUGCAGCGUUUUUGGUCCAGGGAUCAUGAGAGCAUGACGAACAUAAGGCUGCUUCACGAGCGACGGCCGGUUAGGUCGGUCGGUGUUCUCGCUCUUGCGCCCCUUGCUGUGGUACACAACACCGAGUACUACCCUCACUACGCAAACGAAGUUAGGGGAUGACUGUGUCUGAGUGUACGUGUGGGCCGGAAGGACAUGAAGCUAACGACGAAAGGCACCGACGAAUCCGUGGUUAGCUUCGGCAAAAGCGAUGAGCAGGGGGAAGGCCGGCAAGUGCGGGCAGACAUCAUCUGGUUCCAACUGCCUCCUCUGGGUAAAGGCUGGGCAGAGCCAACGUGCACUAGGCUGAAGUCAAUGUUGCUAUCAGUCGUUAAGCAGCUUCCAUCGCAGGCAGUGCCGGUGUGACACGGUGGUGUGUCAGUGUCAUCGAGUCAAACAACGACAACAAAAGAAGCAAAAAAAACCGGCAACUGAGUUUCGAAAGCGACGGGACCGAGUGAGACAGAACUGUCAGGACAAUGGAUGACCGGAGCAGUGUAUGAUCUUUUGCCUCAAAUGUACUGUAUCAGCAGCAGAAGCCAACGGUCACAGUGUACGAUGAGUGUUCGUGUGUACGUGUGACAAGAACCAGAUCUAGGAAGGCUUUGACGUCGAGUGCACAAACAACGAGCAACCGUUUGGUGCGUACCGUGCUGUACCACGACAGUCAGCAAUAAUUAAAGUGGCAAAUCGUGUGGUGCCUACUCGAGUGCUGCGAAUGAGGUGAGACUAGUUGAAAACAAACCGCGGUAGUGUCUAGUGGAGUUCAGUUCGCCGAAAGAAAUGAUGUCACAAGGUGCCGUUAUACCUACGAGCUGCAGCGAGAUGUGAUUACCAAUUUUGGGUACAUCCCUUUCAGGCGUCUGGAGUGAGUGUGCGUGUCUGUUCUGGUUUUUUUUUUCAAUUUCGAUUUUGCUUCCAAAAAUAGAAUACAAAAGUCAAACAAGAACCUUCAGUUGAGGUGACGAACGUGUUAGCGCCAAAGUGACAAAACUUGCGACGGAAAAGGAUAUAUUUGUACAGCUGAAAAAGUCAGCUUUAGCUACCGCGAGUGUUGUGCGAGUGAGUGAAGUGCUGUUCCAGUGUGUAUUGUUUUGUGUGUUUUCGCGACGGAAAAGAACUGCCGUGCUUAAAAUUUAGCUGCCUUGUUGAAGCCUUUGGGGCAAACAGGCUCACGGUGGAUUUCAAACUCAUUUGGCAACCGCGCAGAAUGGGAACAGGUGACAGAUUGCUAGACAUACCGUGCAAAGUGUGCGGCGACCGCAGCUCGGGCAAACACUACGGCAUCUACAGUUGCGAUGGUUGCUCAGGGUUUUUCAAACGCAGCAUCCACCGGAAUCGGGUGUACACGUGCAAGGCGGCCGGUGAGCUGAAGGGCCGCUGUCCAGUAGAUAAGACCCACCGUAACCAGUGCCGUGCCUGCCGGCUUUCCAAGUGCUUCCAAUCGGCCAUGAACAAGGACGCCGUCCAACACGAGCGUGGCCCGCGGAAACCGAAACUCCAGCACCUGCAAGCGAACGGGGGCCACCCGGGCCAUCCCCAUCUGGCCGGCCCGUUCGUGAACAGUGCAUCGUACGGACACGCAAUGUCCCACUUCCCGCCCGGGCUGCACCAUUCCGCAAUGGCCGGCUCGAACGCGCUGCUGCACCAUCCCCAGCCGCUCUCCUUUGCACCGCUCGGCCACCAUAUCGGUCCCUCGUUACUGCCGCCGGUCAAGCUGGAACAGAACAAGUUCGAAUUUAGCCUCGGUACACCGAACGGUAGCAAUGGUGGCAACGGUGGUGGUGCCGGUCAAAUGUCGGGAGGCACGAACCUGCUCUCCCCGAUUAAGAUCGAGCACGGCAAAAUGAUGACGUCUGUCGGUGGGUUCGAGUUUUCCGCGGCCGGGCACGUGCAGCACAUGUACAAGUCGCUGGAACCGAUGCCUCCGUCGCCGACCGAUUCGAAGAGCUCGAUCAGCGUGGACUCGCCGUCGGAAAGUUUGACCAGCCCUCACUCGACCGUGGACGGCAGCUCAAGCGUGCUCAGCCCGACCCCGAUCAACGCCACCAGCCUAAGCCUUCCGUCCCCGCUGUCGCAGAACGGUGUGCUCGACAUCCUGAUGAGCACGGACAAGUGCCAGGAGUUUAUCCAGUACCAGAUGCACAACAGUAGUAUUGCGUUCCCUGGGUUCACGCCCGUUAGCAGCGCCUCGAGUGGAAUUUCGGUCGCACCGCCGUUGCCGCCACCCACGCAUCAAGGUGUACCGCCGCCAUCGUCACUCGCGCCAUCACACCCACCAGGACAGGCCGCCUCAACAGCGACAGCUUCGCCCACGGGACUGGCGCAUCCACAACCAACGGCAGCAGCAGUAACGCCACAUCCACCACCACCACCGCCACCACUCGUUCCCCAUCCGAUCGCGCUGACUGCGCUGCCGCCCGAGGGUCCAACCAUCAUCAGGCUUCCUACCUGGGAGAUUUUGCAGGAAACUACGGCGCGGUUACUGUUCAUGUCCGUCCGAUGGGUGAGGUGCUUGAUCCCGUUCCAAACACUCUCGAAAAAUGACCAACACCUACUGCUACAGGAAUCGUGGAAAGAACUGUUCCUUCUCAACUUUGCCCAGUGGAGUGUACCGUGGGAUCUGAGCGGACUGCUCGAUUCGCCCCAGGUGCGGGACCGGUUGCCACCAGACGCAGCGACUCAGCUCGAGAUGAAGACGAUGCAGGAGAUUCUCUGCCGCUUUCGCCAGAUUUCGCCCGACCUAAGCGAGCUGGGAUGCAUGAAGGCGGUAAUCCUGUUUUCACCCGAAACGUCCGAACUGUGCGACGUCCAGCCGGUCGAGAUGCUACAGGAUCAGGCCCAGUGCGUCCUGUCCGAGCACGUCCGCGUUCGCUACCCACGCCAACCGACCCGGUUUGGGCGGCUUCUUCUACUCCUGCCGCUGCUCCGUACCAUCCGGUCCACCACCAUCGAGACGCUGUUCUUCAAGGAAACGAUUGGUACCGUGCCCAUCUCCCGGCUCCUGAUCGACAUGUACCAGAUGGAAAAGUACACCGAUCUGGAGGGUGGCGGUGGUGGUGGUGUUGGUGGUGGUGGUGGUGCAGGAACCCCACCUACACCGAACGGUGCCCUUACGCCAAAGGCAUAAAUCGGUGCGACAGACUUCGGGUUUGCUAUUUUUUAUUUUCCCUGU
Messenger RNA from Anopheles merus, 3461 nucleotides. RefSeq names its product nuclear receptor subfamily 2 group E member 1-like. The coding region runs from base 1497 to 3416 and encodes 639 amino acids. The transcript has 7 exons. Gene Ontology annotation, molecular function: RNA polymerase II cis-regulatory region sequence-specific DNA binding; zinc ion binding; nuclear receptor activity. Gene Ontology annotation, biological process: anatomical structure development; regulation of transcription by RNA polymerase II; cell differentiation. The record is from RefSeq and is a predicted model, not a curated record. NCBI's taxonomy places the organism in Eukaryota, Metazoa, Arthropoda, Insecta, Diptera, Culicidae.